Molecule: messenger RNA, 704 nt
Organism: Poecile atricapillus (Black-capped chickadee)
Lineage: Eukaryota; Metazoa; Chordata; Aves; Passeriformes; Paridae
Gene: PHPT1
Product: phosphohistidine phosphatase 1
Exons: 3
Coding region: 40-399 (119 amino acids)
Biological process (GO): peptidyl-histidine dephosphorylation
Cellular component (GO): cytosol
Molecular function (GO): protein histidine phosphatase activity
Source: RefSeq, a predicted model, not a curated record
GCUGGGCGGAGGGGGCGGGGCCUGGCGCGGGCGGCAGCGAUGGCGGCCGAGGCGCUGUCGCGGGUGCCGGACGUGCAGAUCGAUGGCGAUGGCGUUUUCAAGUACGUGCUGGUGCGGGUGAGCGGGGCCGGCGCGCCCGCCAAGGAUGUCGUGCGAGGCCACGGCUGGGCCGAGUACCACGCCGACCUGCUGGAGCGCACCGCGGAGGAGCUGGCGCGGCACGGGCUGAGCUGCGAGUGCCUGGGCGGCGGCCGCCUCGCCCACCGCCCUCAGGAGAGGAAGAUCCACGUCUACGGCUACUCGGUGGGCUUUGGACGAGCUGACCACGCUGUGACCACAGAGAAGCUGAAGGCCGAGUAUCCCGACUACGAGAUCACCUGGGCGGAUGAAGGGUACUGACUCCUUUGUCUGUGAUGCCAGCCCAGAGCUGGCACAGCUGGACACAGCACCGGGGCGGUGGCAGCAGGCUCCCCACGCUUGAUGGUGCUCCAGGCUCUCCUGAUUUUCCUCUACAUUGAACUCGCCCAUUCUCUACCAUCACCGGACUGUCCCCAUGCUGGGUGCUCCCACCUCCCUGGAAUAGCAAAGCUGGUGAAGCCAGUGGUUGCUCUGUCCCAGCCUCUGGGUGCCAGGGGCUCAACCCACGUGUAUCUGUGAGAAUUAAAGUCGUUGGGGGAGCACAGCUGCUCCGGUGGCCAUGCUCA